AUGGACAACGAUCCAAAAAGAAACUAUCUGAUUACUGGUGCGCCGCAGUGCCCAUACCCUGAUCAUUAUCUUGGACCAGAAAGACCUGGAUCUGGUAAUCGUGCAGUGUUCCUUUUUGUAGUUUGAAAGUAUAAGAAUGAAAAUACUCAAUUACUUUGGCGAUGAAAAUAACCGAAUGCAAUUAUAAAGAUUUGAAAAACAACAGCCCUUACUCUUUGUGACCGCUGUAGUCAUUUCACUGUAGUUGUUAGAGAACUCCUCAUGAGAUCGGUUUGAAGGUAGUUCUCAUCUUCAUUCCGGUUUAUCCGAGAGUUUAUAUCUGUGAAUUAUAUUUAUGAAAUGAUGAAGAUAUGAUCGUGAAUUUCAUAUAGUUUUUCAUCCCCCAGUUCAUAUAUGAAAUUCAUCAUCAUUCCCCAGAAUAUUACGAACCAAUUUAAUGACCACCUAACAACUGACUUGCUAGCUCAAUUGGUUAGAGCGCCUCAUAGGUCAGUGAUAGGUAUCUCAGAGAUCAGGAUCUCAGGGAUCGAAUCCCGACAAAACUGAAUUUUUGCAAGCUAUUUUUUUUAACUAUGAAGAUCUUCUACGCGUUCAAUUACAUCAAUAUCACGCCUGUUUCAACGGUUCCUUUUCGGAGAAGUAACUUUGUCUUAAAAGCCCUCCAGCACCUUAAAAUUUCAUGUCGUGUAUUUUAUAACUCGUCUUUCUAAAUCGUUAUUUUCAGGUUUGGAAGAUGCCGGUCAAUUGGUGGAUCACCUCUAUAUACAGUUCUACAAUAACUACUGCCACACAGGCGCUGGAAAAUGGUUUAUUAAUACUCUGAAUCAAUGGCUGGCAUUCUCAAAAAGAAUGAAACCAAAAGGUCCACUGAUUUUUAUUGCUCUCCCAGCGGCUACCAGAGCAUCAAGUGGUGCGCAAUAUUACAGGCCCCCUGAUGAAUUGACUGCAAUGUAUCAGGUAGGUCAGUACAGGACAUCAAAAACCAAGGAGGGAACUAAGCGCUUGUCUUUUACAAUGCGUUAAUACACUUUCUAAAGUUUUUAAGCGAUGUAGAACCCCAUACUUCUAAAUAUUCUUAUCCUGUUUUACAGUCAGUAAAGAAUCUUCAAGGGGAUCGGUGGAAUCAUGUUAUGGGACGUUUCCUUGGACCAAAACAACGUAAUAAAUGGUUAG
Messenger RNA from Porites evermanni, 1173 nucleotides. The record is from the annotation of a GenBank genome assembly. Lineage: Eukaryota; Metazoa; Cnidaria; Anthozoa; Scleractinia; Poritidae.